ACCGGAGCCCUAGUGAAGAAGCUCUGCUCUUUCAGGGCCAAGAAGCUGUGCUUAACCAUGCUGUGCACUACGGUGAACGUGGAAGAUGGUCGCACUUGUGAAGAUUUGUUAAAGGCUGAGGGCAGACUGCAGGAAACACUGAAUGGAACCAGUCCUUAACUGUCACCCUGGUCACAGAACACCACGCCCGUGCACAGCACGGCGCACACCGCACUGCAGAGGGACACCCCUGUGGCUGUGAAGUUGCUAUGAAGCACCUGCUGACCUGGCCCUGACUGCGUUAGCUGACAAACGACUAAGCAGGUCUGCCACCGCCUAUGCGCCAGGUCUCGGGAGCGUUCGAGCCCUGGGAACGCCAGUGGGGCUGGAGGAGCCCCCGGAGCGCUCCGCGGCGGAAGCGGCUGGCGCGGUUCCUGGCGGCGGUGGACGUGGGCGGCGUUUCUCCGAUCUCCCUUCCGCCGGAAGCGAGGGCGUCGGGGCCGUGGUGCGAGAGAGACAAAACACAGAACCACCUCAGGAUGUCUGUCAUUCAGCAAGGGACGGCAACACUUCGGAAAGCAAAGAAAACCACUAUAAAAACGUGUCUAGAUAACCCCUUUGUUUUCCAAUGGAAAACCAUAGAUGGAGAAGAUAUGCAUUUUAUACUAGGGACCUUAGAAGAAAGGAUUAAACAUAUUGGACUUAAAAAGAUUGAGAGUCCAAGGUGGAAAAAACGUUCCCUUACAAAAAAGCAAACAGAAAGAAAGUGUGAUGCUGGCACCAAUGAAUUCCCUAAAGAGGAAGCAGAAAGCCACCAACAAAAACCAGGAUGGACUGACAUAAGUAUCAGAAGACAGCUUGCUAUUGGAGUUAAUGAAGUUACAAAAGCAUUGGAAAAGAAUGAACUUCUUCUCUUGCUGGUGUGCAAGUCUGCCAAACCUGCCAUGAUCACGUCGCACCUGAUCGAGCUGAGCGCGAGCCGCGCCACGCCGGCAGGGCAGGUGCCACGGCUCAGCGAGACCGUCGCGCCCCUUCUUGGCUUAACAUCCAUUUUAGCACUGGGCUUCAAAAAGCAGUCUGACAAAUUCACUGAAGCAAUAGCAGCAAUAAUUCCAAAGAUACCAGCUUUGGAAGUGCCGUGGUUUCAGUACAGAACUGAAGAAUCCAUGGCUUAUGCAGAUACAGAUUCUUCAGAAAAUCUGGAACCCGAAGAGCUUGCAGAGGUGCUGGGGGAUAAGCUCACAAGUCAGAAGAGGAAGCAUACGGAAAGCAAUCAGCCUGAUCUUUCAAAUGUAAUUUUGCAGCCUUUGAAAAUCAAGAAAAUUGUCCCAAAUCCCAAUAAGAUAAAGAAACCACCUCGCAAAAAGAAAAAGGCUUUUUCAGCAUAACUGAGUUUGGUUUGUUCUAUUAAACAGAUUUUUAAAUGCAGGAUGGAGUACAAUUCUAACAGUUCUUUUAGGCUUUACAGUGUAAAGGUCUUGAGUACAAGGAGAACUUCAUGUUGUAUUUGGCUGAGGUACUUUCUGCUUUAAUAAAAAAUAUUGCUCAGA
Molecule: messenger RNA, 1529 nt
Organism: Vidua chalybeata
Lineage: Eukaryota; Metazoa; Chordata; Aves; Passeriformes; Viduidae
Gene: RPP38
Product: ribonuclease P/MRP subunit p38
Exons: 3
Coding region: 318-1367 (349 amino acids)
Biological process (GO): tRNA 5'-leader removal
Cellular component (GO): ribonuclease MRP complex; fibrillar center; nucleolar ribonuclease P complex
Molecular function (GO): ribonuclease P RNA binding; ribonuclease P activity
Source: RefSeq, a predicted model, not a curated record